Messenger RNA from Cyprinodon variegatus (sheepshead minnow), 1146 nucleotides. Its product is annotated as dexamethasone-induced Ras-related protein 1-like. Gene Ontology annotation, molecular function: GTP binding; GTPase activity. The transcript is spliced from 2 exons. Bases 88 to 879 code for a protein of 263 amino acids. The record is from RefSeq and is a predicted model, not a curated record. NCBI's taxonomy places the organism in Eukaryota, Metazoa, Chordata, Actinopteri, Cyprinodontiformes, Cyprinodontidae.
CUCACUAUCCCCAUCACUGACUGGAUCUAAAAACUCUCCUCACACCGACGAGGCACCGCCGAACACCAGGUGCAACCCGCUGCAGCGAUGAUUAAGAAAAUGUCUCCAUCCGAGAACGACUUCGACAUUCCGGCCAAGAAUUGCCACAGGAUGGUCAUUCUCGGCUCCACUAAAGUUGGGAAGACGGCCAUCAUCUCUCGGUUUCUCAACGAGAGAUUUGACGACCAGUACACACCGACUAUUGAAGACUUUCAUAGAAAGUUUUACAGCAUCAGAGGGGAUGUUUACCAGCUGGACAUCCUUGAUACAUCUGGAAACCAUCCUUUCCCUGCAAUGAGGAGACUUUCAAUUCUAACCGGUGAUGUUUUUAUCCUGGUGUUCAGUUUGGACAACAGAGACUCAUUUCAAGAAGUGCAGCGCCUGAAGCGUCAAAUCCACGAAACCAAGUCCUGUUUGCGCAACAAAACUAAGGAGAAAGUGGACGUGCCGCUCGUCAUCUGCGGCAACAAGUGCGACCGGGAUUUUUACAGAGAGGUGCAGGACGAAGAGAUCGAGAAACUGGUCGGAGACGAGAACUGCGCGUACUUUGAGAUCUCUGCAAAAAAGAACACAAACGUCGACCAGAUGUUUCAGACUCUUUUUACCAUGGCCAAGCUGCCCAACGAGAUGAGCCCAGACCGACACUGCAAGGUGUCUCUGCAGUACUGCGACGUUUUGCACAGAAAGUCGUUCAGGAGCAAGAGGUGCAAGGAUGGGAACGCGUACGGGAUAGUUGCGCCUUUUGCGCGCAGACCGAGCGUGCACAGUGACUUAAUGUACAUCAAAGAGAAAGCCAUUGGAGGCGGCCAGGCCAAAGAGAAAGGCUGUGUUAUUUGCUGAUAUCUUUGCAAGAAACUUUCCGGAGCUGUUGCAUGUCUAUAUUCAGCUGACCUUCAGAAAUCAGACCAAAAAUAAGAAAAAAAACCUAAGUGCAAAUAGGGAUCCAGGCACGGUGCAGCAGAUGCUCUCAAAAGACUGUGACAUUAGUGUCUCUUUCAGAGCAGCAUUAAAGGGAAAAAUGUUUACAUUUUGCCAUCGUUUACAGAUGGAAUGACACUUUGAAUGUUUGUUUAGCAGAUUGAACAAAAUGAAUACAUGUUUAUCUUG